Messenger RNA from Knipowitschia caucasica, 873 nucleotides. Lineage: Eukaryota; Metazoa; Chordata; Actinopteri; Gobiiformes; Gobiidae. The record is from the annotation of a GenBank genome assembly.
AUGGUAUCCUGGAUGCAACUGGCUCUGCAGUUUCUGUGUUUGUUUUUUUACAGAAUUCACUAUACCAAGGCUGGUUGUGACGACUACUUUAAAACUAUCAAUGAGUUUGAUCCAACGAUUAAUCUGGAUAACUUUACAGAAAGAUUUAAACUUGUGAAUGCUUCAAGUUUAAAGGAGAUGAUGAUUUGCACUUUAGAAAAAGGAAAAAAAAUUCAGAGAAAUGAGAGAAUGGGUCAUCUGUUACAUCACUGCAUAGAGAACUACAAAGAGAGUGACUUUGGCUGUGGAGAUGAGCUCCCAGAAUAUGUGUCCUUUUUGGACUUCAUGUGCUUGUUCAGCAAGGCUUUUAAUAAAACCAUGAAUGUUUGUUCACAUGAAAUUGUUGUCAAGUUGUAUUGCAGGUUCGCUGCACAGCAAGUCCCCUGCUGCAGCAGCUGCAGCAGCAGCAGCAGCAGCAGCAGCCGCAACAGCAGCAGCGGCAACAGCAGCAACAGCAGCAGCAGCAGCAACAGCAGCAACAGCAGCAGCAGCAGCAGCAGCCGCAACAGCAGCAGCCUUCUCACAGUCACUGCUGUGUCCACAAGUGUGAGGGCUCCAUCAGUGACAUCAUCGUCCACUGGCCCCGCCCCAACCACAGGCUCUCAGCUCCCCGCUAGAGACGCACAAACAGUGGUCCCAGGCAAUGCUGUGUAUUCAAUAUUGGGGCUGUCUUUGAUUGUAAAUUUAAUAUUUGUUGCUAUACUUUGUCGAAGAAGAUCCAAUCAUGGCCUUUUGCAUCCAGAGCGUGUCCCAUCCACAGAGGAUAUUGCCUUAUCUCCACAAGAGCCCGCUGGGAAGACGGAGUCAUCUACAUUGUUCUUCUACAAGCAUUGA